AUGCAAUAAGGAUAGAGAUUGAAAGAAGCUACUGAAGGUUAAAUUGUUUAAGCUGGAAACAAGAUCGGAGGACCCUUUAAAAUUGGAAAACCUGUUUACUAAGAAAAGAGAUUGAAAUUGUUUAAUGAAAUAUAUCAACGUCAAAAGGCAGAACUUGAGGCUAAAGAGAAGACCCCAAUUACUAUUACUCUCAAGGAUGGAAAGAAGAUAGAAGGUAAAAAGUGGGUUACCACUCCAUUGAUGAUCGCCUUAGGAAUCAGUAAGAAGUUGGCUGAAAACAUGGUGGCUGCUAAAGUUGUGUACGACAACAUAUUUGAGAAAAAUUUCGUGGAUGUAGAUCAUGAGGAUUAACAACAAUAAGCAUCUACAUUGAAUUUGAAGCCAGAUUACUUGAUUUGGGAUUUGACUAGACCAUUGGAAGGAGAUUGCCAAUUGGAAUUGUUGAGUUUCGAUGAUAAUAAUGGAAAGGAAGUAUUUUGGCAUUCAUCUUCCCACAUUUUGGGAUCAGCCUUGGAAGAAGUAUAUGGAUGUCAUUUGUGCAUUGGUCCAGCAAUUGAUGGUGGAUUCUUUUAUGAUUGCUACAUCGGAGAUUACAAGGUCACUCAAAAUGAUUACGUCAAAAUUGAGAAGGCUGCUUCAGAUUUAGCAGCAUCCAAAUAAGAAUUUCAAAGAGCAGUCUUAACCAAAGAUGAAUGCUUGGAAUUGUUUGGUACUAAUCCAUUCAAGAGACAAUUGAUAACCAAUAAGAUUCCAGAAGGAGCUAUGACUACUGCUUACAAAUGUGGUAAUUUGAUUGACUUAUGUACUGGUCCACAUUUGCCUAAUACUAGCUAUGUUAAGGCAUUUUAAGUGACCAAGAACUCAGCUGCUUAUUGGUUAGGUAAGAACACCAAUGAUGAUUUGUAAAGAGUUUAUGGUGUUUCAUUCCCAAGUAAGAAAUUGUUGGAUGAAUAUGUCAAAAUAUAAAAGGAAUUAGCCUUAAGAGAUCACAGAAAUGUAGGUAAGAAACAGAAUUUGUAUCUGUUCCAUCAAUUGUCUCCUGGAUCAGCUUUCUUCUAUCCAAGUGGUGCUCAUAUUUACAACACUCUAAUGAACUUUUUAAGAAGACAAUACUAUAUCAGAGGCUAUUAAGAAGUUAUUUCACCAAACAUCUUCAAUGCUUAACUCUGGAAGAUAAGUGGGCAUUAUGAUAAGUAUAAGGAAAACUUGUUCUUCAUCAACAUGGGUGAAGAAGGGAGAAUAUGGAUUAAAACCCAUGAAUUGUCCAGGACAUUGUCUUAUGUUUGA
Molecule: messenger RNA, 1287 nt
Organism: Paramecium tetraurelia
Lineage: Eukaryota; Ciliophora; Oligohymenophorea; Peniculida; Parameciidae
Exons: 4
Biological process (GO): threonyl-tRNA aminoacylation
Cellular component (GO): mitochondrion
Molecular function (GO): threonine-tRNA ligase activity; ATP binding
Source: RefSeq, a predicted model, not a curated record